AUGCUAAUACCGGUAGCUAUAUAUAAUUCGGAAAGUUCCCAAGAGAACUAUCAAUUCAAUCCUGGCGAGGGUCCACACGAAACGAAUGGGAAAACUACUCAGAUAUCAGACAUUGUAAUUAAUGCGGGUGGAGAGGACCGUGAUAAACCUAGCAUGCACAAAGAUACGCCUCUUGGCCAUUUACGAGCUUCUUUGACGACCCUACAAGAUCAAAUAAAUGUGUUUUUAACGGAGCGGAUGAAAUUGGAAAAGUAUAACAACAAAAAAAAGGAACAAGAGUUUGAAAGAAAACUUUUAGAUGAAGGGGCCGCUGAUGAGAAAGAGGGUGCCGAAUAG
This is a messenger RNA of Lodderomyces oxycetoniae, 336 nucleotides long. Its product is annotated as chromatin DNA-binding EKC/KEOPS complex subunit. Lineage: Eukaryota; Fungi; Ascomycota; Pichiomycetes; Serinales; Debaryomycetaceae. The record is from RefSeq and is a predicted model, not a curated record. The coding region runs from base 1 to 336 and encodes 111 amino acids. The transcript has a single exon.